GCGGUAACGUGACAUAACGUUAGUGAGCUGGAGGCAGUUUGACAACCACUUCCGCCUGUUUUCCUCUCAAGUCUUUGUCUUAUGUGUAUACCAAAAAGAACAGUUUUGGGAUUAUAAAGUCGCGUUUUGUGCGCUAGUUACCUCGCUUGAAUAAAGCAAUGGCAGGCAGUAACGGGAACAGCUCGAACUGGGCGAUGGAGCGGCGAGUGGAGGGGCUGGUGAACAAACACAUGGCAGACAUGGCACUGGAGACACUUCAGCAGCGACUCUCCGCUGUGUCCCAGGAAAUGAACCAUCUGUCUGCUGAAAUAUCCAGACGAGAAGACACGAAGCGUGUGGAGGCUUUACCACGGCGGAGUGACCCACACUUCAUCGUAGGCUCCCUUCCCGAGUCAUAUACUGACGAGCUAGUGGACGAAAAAAAAAAGUUGAUGCCAAACACAGCAACAUCCUCAUCCUCAUCCUCCUCUUCAGCAGAAACUGCGUCUCAAAGAAAAAUCAUAUCACUCCUGCUGGAGAUAAAAGAAGAACAACAGAGGCAGUGGGCUGUGCUGAAAGACCUGCAAGCCAUGAUUCAAGGACACAUGUGUGAAGAGGAUGUUGAGACUUUGGAUAUAGAGCUACCACUACAGACAAUGGAACAGCUUGAUGAAACGGAGAGAUAUUUGGAGAAUGAUGGAGCACAGAAGAGAAUGGUGUCUCACCUCUCCCGGAUGGGUGGCGCAACAGUGGAUGAUGCAGUUAGACGGCUGAUGCAGGCAGUUCUAUCUUUCAGCGUCGGUUCUGAGUUGAACUGGGUUGGUCGAGGACAAAAAAGGAGUUUCAGAAAUACCAGACUGCAAGGCGUUUUGUUUCGUGCGUUAAAGAAGACCCCUGUAGGAAGGGAGGCUACACACCAUCAGUUUGCAGAUGUAGUAAAGAAGUGGCUGCGAUUCGCUCCAUUCAGACAAGGAGGCAGCGGACGGAGACAGCAUUACAAACCUCCUGUAGAAUUCAUGUGCCAUCAUACUGAUGCUGAAGGGUGACAACAGUGUCUUAUGUGCGCAGUGCUGUUUUAACACGGUUCAAAGUAAAGUUCCAAUUUUUCAAAAAUUAACACAUUUUCAUGUUUCUCUGUAAUUUAGAGUUUAUUUGUCCUUUUGUUUGUUUGUUGGCUCGUUUUUUUCUUCUAAAAUACGACACAACAAGAAAAUGACCUCCCACUGGAUUCCAUUCCAUUCCAAGUCUUAAAGCCUAAAGAACAGAUCCAAAGCAGUACUUCUGUUUUAACUGAAAAAUGAGGUAUUAAUCUGUUUACUGUAGUGUUAUAUAUGAUUAUUAUAAGUGUAAUUAUUUAAAUAUUAGUUUGAAGACUAGUUUUUUAGUAUUUAGUGUUUGUGUUGUCUGGUCUUAUACGUAACACAACAUAAUGUAAUGGGUUUUUUUUUUCCAGAGUCGUUCAUGUGAUUAAGACUUAAAUUCAUGAUAUUUCUGUCCUGAUGUCUACAGAUUAAGUGCCUUUCUGAAAAUAGACAGUCGUGUCUACCCAGUUCAUCAUUCCACAUUAUAUUGAAAUGAUCACAGAAGAGAAAAAUUGUUCAAGACGUCAUAAAGCAUUUAUAUUUUUAACAGCGGAACAAGCAGAGACCGACUUCUAUCAGAUUUUCUGAUACCUUGUUCUAAUAUUUGUACAAUCCCAUACAAGGAGGUCAUCGGCGUUAUACUCUACUUUUUUAAAACAUGUAUGAAAUGUGUUUGUUUUUUUUUGUUUGUUUUUUUAAGAAAUGUUGGAAUAAUUCUUCAAAACUAUCAAAAUCAAUCACAUAUGCACAUUCAGGAAUAUUUGAGGCAAUGGCUGAUCUCUUGAAUGAAAGUUUCUAGCUAGAUCUCUGGAAUGGAUAUUCGAACCUUUAAAAAUGUGCUGAGAAGUAUGAAUGAUAAUCUGAACUCUUAAAUUGAGAGCACUUCACUGUAUGGAAUAGAGUAUUCUAGGUUUUUCUUAUAUAAGGAUUUCUUAUAUACUUUUCUUCUACUUUAUUUUAAAGCAAGCAGUUGCACAUUUUGGUGAUGCAUUUUACUUGAUUAAAAUAAUCAACAAAGACUUUAAGGCUGUCAUAUGACAAUGUAUUAAAGUAGACUUGCAUGUUACACAACUUACUUCUUUAAAGAUUGAGUUAUUCUUCAUUUUGUUUUAGAUAGCUACACUUUAUUGAUUCCCAGAGGGCCAUUUUUAGAAAAUGAUACUCAUUACAUUUAUUUGUUUGCAAUGGGGCACCCAAAAAUUGCUGGAAUUCCAACGCAUGCUCGGUGUAGUUGCAGGUUUUGCUGCUAGGAGGUUUACGCUUACUGUCUGAUGAAUCAGUCCUCUGAGUGGUGUUGUACCUUGUGCAUGUGUGUUGUAUUUGUGUCAUUUUUUCCAAAGCUAUGCAUGUGAAUUUGCCGAAUUUUGUUCUUCAACCCCUAUGACAGAGCAAAGAAUUUUUGAUGAAAAAGAAAUUUUGUUUUUUGCACAUUCAACCACAUUAUUUCUGGUUAAAAGCUCCUUGACUGACAAUGCAGUGUGUGUAGCUGUGAUAUUGCAGACAAGUCCUAAUGUCUAUAAUACAAUCACAAGCAAAAGAAUACAUAUCACAAAACAUUUGCCAUGGAGACUGAAGAAGAAAAAUCACCCAAUUCAAAAAUAUCACAUGCAUUCACGAGGUAUAACACUACUUAGGAGACUGACUCACCAGACUGUUUGCAUAUACUAAAUAACAAAACUAUGAGUGUGCACACCACAUACAGAUUCCGGGAAUUAGGGCUCCCACUCGUACUAAAGUACACCUUAUAGCCAUAGAGCUACCAUAAAAGCCCACUAAGCAUGAUGCCUAAUUAAGGUGAAGGUAAGUAAAGUGCAUAGCCCAACAACAUAACCUAAAAAUAUACCAUGCCGUUAUCAUAUUAAGAGCAAAACAAUUUUUAAAUUGAUAUUAAAGAAAUAGGUGGUGCAGUGGGUAGUGUUCUCAUAACUUCAGGUUCCCUAGUCGGAGCCUGAACUGAGGUUACUGUCUGUAUUUGGGUAGUUAGAGUGGUUACUGUAAAUUGCCCCUAGGUGUGAAAGUGUGUGCAUGGUGUGAUGAACAGCCAUCCCUUUCCAGGAUGUAUUUGUACAUUGUGCCCAGUGUUCCAGGGAUAGGGUCUGGAUUUACCACAUUCCUGAACAAGAUAUGCAGUUACUACAAACUUCUAAUAGGAAUAUUCUUAUAUACUUAUAUACUUUGCAUACAUAUAGUCAAUUAUAACCUACAUUUGUCAGGAUUAUUACUGUGUGUAAAAGUUAAAUCUCAAGGUGUGUGCACAGUCCUGUGUCCAGGAAUGUUGAAGACUGUCUCAUACAUAGGAGGACUGUUGUGUCUUCAAUACCAAACUGUUUUAUGUUUUCUUUCUUUUCUUUUUUUUUCUUUUUUUGCAAAAGGAAAACCACUACUGUUUUUACCAAUAUUAUGUAUUUACUCACAACAGAAGUAAUAA
Molecule: messenger RNA, 3489 nt
Organism: Hemibagrus wyckioides
Lineage: Eukaryota; Metazoa; Chordata; Actinopteri; Siluriformes; Bagridae
Exons: 4
Coding region: 159-1025 (288 amino acids)
Source: RefSeq, a predicted model, not a curated record